CUUCGAGGCUUUCUGUCUGUCGGCCAUCUCCAUCUAUGGUAUAUCACACCUUCCCUGGCCGGCCUCGUUCUAGUGUCUACGCCCUUUUUGAAUUCCCGGGGAUGGCCGUCACCGUCGGCAGAUCAGUAGUUCAGGGCCUGGAAGGGCGAAUUCGCCAGAAACAUCCAUCCACCAGCUCGCUCUGGCGUGGCCAUUGACUGGGUUUACUUUUACGUAACUCGGGAUGCAGUUGAAGCGUAGUCGGAAGGCGAACUUCGAGA
This is a messenger RNA of Aspergillus japonicus CBS 114.51, 260 nucleotides long. RefSeq lists its product as uncharacterized. The record is from RefSeq and is a predicted model, not a curated record. The transcript has 2 exons. The coding region runs from base 36 to 197 and encodes 53 amino acids. NCBI's taxonomy places the organism in Eukaryota, Fungi, Ascomycota, Eurotiomycetes, Eurotiales, Aspergillaceae.